Molecule: messenger RNA, 1368 nt
Organism: Microplitis mediator
Lineage: Eukaryota; Metazoa; Arthropoda; Insecta; Hymenoptera; Braconidae
Product: tigger transposable element-derived protein 4-like
Exons: 4
Coding region: 1-1368 (455 amino acids)
Cellular component (GO): nucleus
Molecular function (GO): DNA binding
Source: RefSeq, a predicted model, not a curated record
AUGUCGAAAAGAAAAAGAAAAGUAUUUGAUAUAGAAGAAAAGGCUCAUAUAAUUUGGCGUUUAGAAAGUGGAGAAACUAAUAACGGUAUUGCUAAAGAAUAUGCUGUAUCACAUUCGACAAUUUCCACGAUUUGGAAGGAUAAGGAGCGGAUAAAAAAGACGUUUGAAGAAAACAACUUGAAGAUUAAACGAGCCAGAACAACUGAACACAACGAUAUUGAUCAAGCAUUGCUAAAAUGGUUUAAACAUCAAAGGUCUAAUAAUAUACCUAUCAGUGGACCUAUUUUACAAGAGAAGGCAAACGAUUUUGCCCGUCAAUUAGGUAAAGAGAAUUUCAAGUGUAGUUCUUCGUGGGUGCAACGUUUUCGUCUUCGACACAGCAUAGUUAGUGGAAAAAUCAGUGGUGAAGCGGCUGAUGUGCCUAUUGGAACCAAAGAAGAGUGGUUGUCACAAAAGUGGCCUAUUUUGUGUCAAGGUUAUAAACCAGAAGACAUUUUCAACGCAGGUGAAUUGGGCUUAUUUUAUAAUAUGACUCCUGAUAAAACGCUCAAGUUUAAAGGUGAUAACUGUACAGGUGUAAAACUAUCUAAAACGAGAAUUACUGUUAUGGCUGCUGCAAAUAUGACAGGAUCAUAUUAUGAAAACAAUAAUAAAUCGUGGAUGACAUCAAAAAUUUUCGAAAAAUGGCUCCGGAAUUGGGAUUCUCAAUUACAAUUGCAAAAGAGAAAAAUUCUUCUUGUGGUAGAUAAUUGUCCUGCACAUUGCUUAGUUGAAAAUUUAGAAUAUAUCAAGGUCGUAUUUUUACCGCCUAACGUAACGUCUGUUUUGCAACCUUUGGACAACUACUACAGCCACGCUGGAUUUAUAGAUCCUUCUGUAUGUACUCUUAUUGAAAAAGAUGAAAUUUCACCAGCAAGUGAAAAAGAUAACGUGUCUCUACUGCUGUUAGGACAAGCACUUACGCCACCUCUGACAGCUUUGGAUGUUGAAGAAUUCCUCCAGGUAGACAACAACAUAGCAGUCUGUUCAUCACUAAGUGAUCAGGAAAUUUUAGAAGAGAUUAAAAACCAGGACACGGUGAUCGAGGACUACGACGAACUAGAAAAUGAAGAAGAAAACUUUGUAAUACCGACAAUCAGUGGAGCACUAUCUGCUAUUACAGUCUUACAAAAAUUUGUGCUUGGAAAAGAGGAAUAUUGUUUAAGCAAUAAUAAUGAAUUGUUGAAUAAAAUGUCUCAGCAAAUUCAGCAGUACUACGCACAGUUUCACUUUCUGGUUCCAAAAGACGGGAAAACUCUCAGGAAGCGGGUACUCGUCCUGACCGGACACGCGGCUGAAAAUAAACUUAAAGCUAAAGGACUCUGGUGA